Messenger RNA from Procambarus clarkii (red swamp crayfish), 738 nucleotides. RefSeq names its product Threonyl-carbamoyl synthesis 1 (gene Tcs1). Gene Ontology annotation, cellular component: cytoplasm. Gene Ontology annotation, molecular function: tRNA binding; double-stranded RNA binding; nucleotidyltransferase activity. Lineage: Eukaryota; Metazoa; Arthropoda; Malacostraca; Decapoda; Cambaridae. Gene Ontology annotation, biological process: regulation of translational fidelity. The record is from RefSeq and is a predicted model, not a curated record.
AUGUGUUGUGCCUCAUUUCUUAACGUGGCAAAACUAAUGAGCACUCGAGCAGCAGAGGCUGCAACCAAUGGUUUUCCAAUGAGCAAUGUAAUUCGUUUAUGUGAAGGACCUGCCUUAACCUCUCAGGCUGAGAAAGCUUCAGCUGCAUUGCUCUCUGGCCAUGUAAUUUCAGUGCCAACUGAUACACUUUAUGGAAUUGCUGCAUUAGCUCAAAACAAUACAGCUGUUGAAAGAAUUUAUGAAAUUAAAAGGCGCAGUUCAACCAAACCAUUAGCAAUUUGCGUAUCAGAAGUGAAAGAUGUUUAUUUAUGGGGUAAAGUAACUGUACCACAUUCAUUACUUACUUCUUUACUGCCAGGUCCUGUUACACUGAUAUUUCAGCGCACACAGCAGCUUAAUCUGGCAUUAAAUCCUGGCACUGAUUUAGUUGGAAUUCGCAUUCCAGAUGAGGAAUUUAUAAGAGCUGUAGUCAGAUGCUGUAGUUCUCCAUUAGCUUUAACGAGUGCAAACAUCAGUUCGAAAGUAAGCCCCUUGUGUGUUGAAGAAUUCCGUGAACUUUGGAGUAAGCUUCAUACUGUUUUUGAUGGUGGUCAUCUUGGGGAGCACUUGGAGAGUAGGGAAGGAUCGACAAUCAUUGAUCUGUCACAACCAGGGUCAUAUAGACUUAUCCGAAGAGGAAUAGCUUAUGAACAAACAACUGAGAUUCUCCAGCGUUAUGACCUUACUUUAAUUGAUUAA